CAGUGACGAUCCUGGCUACGUGCAGGAGUGUGUACCUCUCGUCGCUGGAGGCGCUGACCUCUCCUGCCGGCGUGGUGCCCAUCGUGGAGAAGCUGGCCUCGGAGCGCGCGCCGCUCGUCUACCUCGCCUCAGGCUGCGACACGCCCGUGCAGCGGGACGCGUUUGUCGCCGAACUAAUGCAGCACAUCGCUGUGGACUCCUUGGGCGCCUGUCUCAACAAUCGCCCACUGCCUGUGGAGCUGGCCGACCCCAGCGAGGCCGACCCGGCCGCUUUGGACGCCUUCCUGGCGCCCUACCGGUUCUACCUGUCUCUGGAGAACGCCGUCUGUGACGACUACAUCACGGAGAAGCUGUGGCGUCCGCUGCGGCUCGGCCUGGUGCCCGUCUACCAUGGAGCGCCGAACGUGCGCCGCUGGCUGCCCAACAACGACUCGGCGCUGCUCGUCUCCGAGUUCGAGUCGCCGCGUGCGCUCGCCGCGCACCUGAAGCGACUCGGCGCCGACUCUGAGGCCUACUCGGCGCAUCUCCGCCACAAACGGGGCCAGGUGGACAACGCCGAGCUAAAGAGGACGCUGGCGUCGCGGCCGUGGGCAGCUCUGGACGAUACGCUCAGUGAUGCGCCGAACCUGGUCGAGGCAUUCCAGUGCCGGGCGUGUGAGCUGGCCUGGGAGGCGCGGCGGACUGGAGGGACGGCCUCCAGAACCGCCGACAGUGGUCACUACGGGUGUCCGCGGCCGGCGCCACUGCUGGCGGACGGUGACGCCUCCUGGUGGGCCGAGCAGUGGGAGCGCGCCGCCCUGGAGGCCGCCCAGAUGCGCCGCUUGGUGGUCGAGGGACGCGCUGUCUCCAGAGAGGAUUUCCACAGACGCGUGCUGAGUCGGCUCAGCGCUGGGAGAGACGAGCUGUGAGGUCGUCAGCGGCACAGCGAGAGUGCCGCUGCUGGCCGAGCCGACGGGGGAUGCGUGGUGCUCCUCUCAGAUGUGGGAGCUCGGGCAAGUGACUCUGACUGGUUGUGUUUUCCAGUAUAUGCAGUGAUCCAGAAAAUGACGAGCACGGCACGCUUUUACGUUCAGAGAGCAGAGCCUUGCCGUGCACUGUGGUCGAUGGUGUGGGGCGCUAGUCAGCUUUGGCUGACUUCACGUAUAUCUGUGAUAAAGACUGCUGCCCUCUGGGCUGUCUAAUUCAAUCUGAGCUUCCACGAGGUUCGUUUUCAGGGCACAAUGAUUCAUUCCUUAGUCAGCGUUGGAGGGUACAUAUUUUGUCUGUACUUGUUAUAGUCCUGCUAUGGUCAUACCCGAUAUUUGAAGUGUAUUUACUCGUAUGGUAUACCGUAUAGGUACGAGAUUAACCCGCGCCCCACUGGG
Messenger RNA from Amphibalanus amphitrite, 1364 nucleotides. Its product is annotated as alpha-(1,3)-fucosyltransferase 10-like. The transcript has 2 exons. Gene Ontology annotation, molecular function: alpha-(1->3)-fucosyltransferase activity. The record is from RefSeq and is a predicted model, not a curated record. Gene Ontology annotation, cellular component: membrane. Lineage: Eukaryota; Metazoa; Arthropoda; Thecostraca; Balanomorpha; Balanidae. Bases 177 to 908 code for a protein of 243 amino acids.